GGGGUUGGGGAGGGGGCUGUGUUUGUGUGUGUCAGACGGUAUUCAUGCUCGUCUCGCUCUACCAGCUAAGUUAAAUCAGAGGCCGUCACUGGCACACCGUGGUGGUCUCUCCGUCUCUGUGUCCGCUCAGCUCUGAAAGCAUCAACAGCCUCUCCGUUACGCACCACAGGACUCGCUGAGGCCCUCGCCCAAGGCCUGUAUCAGUCAGCGCAGACACGCCCUGCCGACAGGGCCCCCUGCUUGAAAGGUCCUCAGAUCUGGCACUAAAAAAGGGAAAAUGCAGAACGUAACGACAGGGGCGACGAAGGGGAUAAACCUGACAUGUAGCAUGACUGGAAGCCAUGAAUUCAUCUUCACCCUGGUGCCCAUCGUCUACGGCUUCAACUUUGUCAUCGGCAUGAUCGGAAACAGCAUGGUGGUGGCGAUCAUCUACUUCUACAUGAAGCUCAAAACAGUGGCCAACAUUUUCGUCUUCAAUCUCGCCAUCUCUGACCUCACCUUCCUCCUCACUCUCCCCAUGUGGGCGACCUUCACCGCCACGGGAUACCAGUGGCCCUUCGGAGGAUUCCUGUGCAAAACCAGCGCGGGACUGGUCACUUUUAACCUCUACACCAGCACCUUCUUCCUCACGGCGCUCAGCAUGGACCGCUACCUGGCCAUCGUGCAUCCGGUGCGAUCGCGCCGGCUCCGCACUGUGGUGUACGCUCGCAUCACCUGCGUGGUGAUCUGGCUUUUUGCCUUCGUUUUGAGUGUUCCCACCGCCCUGACCAGGGAUGUCAUCUUCCUGGAAAACUCAAAGACAACCGUUUGUGGCAUCCUGCAUCCGACCACUAAAAAUGACAAGCUCCUUCUGGCCAUCGGCCUCAUGAAGAGCCUGCUGGGCUUCUUGGUGCCCUUCCUCAUCAUCAUCACCUGUUACUACCUGAUUGGCCGGGCUCUGCUGCGGGCCAAACACAUACAGAAAAGCUCCCGUUCCCGGGAUGACGAGGUACUGCACAUGCUCGCCGCAGCCGUCCUGGCCUUCUUCCUGUGCUGGGCGCCCCAUCAGGUGUUCCACUUCAUGCAGCUCCUCACCCAGCUCACGCUGGUGGCGAACUGCACGCUCCUGGAGAUCAUAGACACCGCCAUGCCCUUCACCAUCUGCAUCGCCUACUUCAGCAGCUGCGUCAACCCCAUCGUGUACAGCUUCGUGGGGCGCAACUUUCGCAAAAACCUAAUGCGCCUGCUGCGCUGCUCUGCGGCCGGAGCGGCCAGGCCUCACCCGAGCAUCAGCUCCAAGAUGAGCGCUCUGUCUUUUCGCGCCUCUGAAGCACUGAGCCUCACGGUCAAAAGUAAUGCUUCCUCUGAUAUUAAGUGACGAUAAAAUAGAAAGAGAGAAACAGACCACAAUUUGGCUCUUCCUACUCUUUUGGUCUGGAGCUAAGAGGAUGGGGAAUGAGGAUUUGUACGCGUUUGCCGCCUCAGCUGAGGUAGUCAGGAGCCUUUGUGAGACCAAAAGACAAUUGCUACCUUUUACAACACUUAUUUGCAAAAAAAAGGUAUUCACAAACUGUCACAUUUCCCAUAACAUGCUGCUGGAUUUUUUUUGCAUCUAGGCUUGUGGAAUUACUAUAAAUAGAUAAAAUCCAGAAAUAAAAAAUAAAAUAAAAAGCAGUAUGCAUAAUAUAUUAUUUAUACAACAUCUUGUUCUGUAGGAUUUUUGUCAGCGUUGCGUCUUGACGACACGCCGCAGUGCUAUGUCGUCUGGUGAAAACCAUUUUGUGUGCUCAGCAGGUCUUGAAUCGGUGAUCAAGUGCACAGCAAAGAUGCCAAAGCUUAAGAAAAGCUCACAAGCCGCCCCUGCAAGCUCUGCCAGCAGCCCAAUACAUGGCACCGUCCAGACUGUCAUGCAGAAUAUCUAUUUGUCACUUAUCAGAUGAUGGCAGCUGGUGCUUAUAUGUUACAUGUUGUUGUCAACUCUAGUCGUCCUUAUUGAAAGAAAAAUGUAAAUGAGUUCACUGGAACAUCUGAGAAUAAUAUACUGUAACAAUCAGAGUGCACAAGCGCUCCAGGUUGGGUGAUCUUUGUUGAUGUCUUUGUGGUAUUUAAAGAUGUUGAUAUUUUUUUUCUACUCUAUAAGUGUACAUUUUGUGAAUAUAUGAAAGUAUAACUAUAAUAAAAGAAGUAUCACCAA
Messenger RNA from Cololabis saira (Pacific saury), 2173 nucleotides. It is a transcript of the gene agtr1b, whose product is annotated as angiotensin II receptor, type 1b. The transcript has 2 exons. The record is from RefSeq and is a predicted model, not a curated record. The coding region runs from base 278 to 1357 and encodes 359 amino acids. Gene Ontology annotation, biological process: G protein-coupled receptor signaling pathway; regulation of vasoconstriction; immune response. Gene Ontology annotation, molecular function: angiotensin type II receptor activity. Gene Ontology annotation, cellular component: membrane. NCBI's taxonomy places the organism in Eukaryota, Metazoa, Chordata, Actinopteri, Beloniformes, Belonidae.